Molecule: messenger RNA, 2145 nt
Organism: Rubroshorea leprosula
Lineage: Eukaryota; Viridiplantae; Streptophyta; Magnoliopsida; Malvales; Dipterocarpaceae
Source: the annotation of a GenBank genome assembly
AGGAAUGUAACUAUUAUGGAAAUGGGACACUACUCUAAUGGAUCCCGGAGUUUGGAACAUAUUUGGAGACGUGAUACAUUUGGCAGGGAAAGGGAUGAAGAACAAAGGCUUAGAUGAAGAUAGUGGGGGAGCAGAAAUUGGAGGUAACACCGGCGAGGAAAUCUCAGGCAGAGAAACAUUUCUGAGUAAGGAGAGAGGAAGCAGGUUGGCUGUCACUUCAAACUCAGAAGAAAAAUUUGAAUUUGAAGGAAAGAGCAAUGAUGAGGAAUGGUCCAAAAAGAAGGAUAGGCUCUCACAUAGCAGAAUAGGUGAGGAAGAGUCUGUUGAUGUGGUAGCAGAUAAUUUUGAAAUGGAUAUGGAAGAGGAUGACGCAGGGGAGAGAGAUGAUAUUGGAAUGUGUGAAUCAGGACUUAAGUUGAAGACUUUCUCAAAUUCAAACCCUAUAACAAGUUUGGGAAGUUAUGGGCUGGACAUCCAAUCCAGUAGUGAUCCAUUAGAUGGAUAUGUUGCAAAAGGAAAAUGGGCCGAUGAAGGAAUGCCAAAAGAAAAUUGGGCCGGUGAAGGACUAUAUGACAGUCCACAAACAGGGAUUGAAAUGAGGCUCGACGGGGAAGUAAAAAAGAAGGAUUCACAAGAAAAUGCAGAAAACAAAGGCACGAAUAUUCUAGAGAAUUGCAGCUCAUGUUGUGACGAGAUGGGUAGUAUAGAAGGGAGCAGGGAAGAAGAGACGGGCACAACACAGAAAAAGGACAAGAAAAAGAGAAAGAAAAGGAACAAAUCGUGCACUUCUGUAUACCAAAAAUCAAUCCUUCUUGGAUUCAUGAAACAGAAGAAGAAAAGCAGGGGCAGAUCUGGCAUGAGGCAAGCAGAGGAAGAAGCAGUGCCGGUGUUCCUGCCAAGCACAAGCAACUCAAUAGUGGGUGGAUCUGGAGGAGAUAGCGGAUUGGGGGUUGUCGAGAAGAAGAGAAUUGUUCGAGAUUUAGUGAAUAAAGAAGGUGUGGAUUUCCUAGCAAUUCAGGAAACUAAGAAGAGUGGAAUAGAUAGAAAAUUUUGUAGUUUGUUGUGGGGAACAGAGGAGUUUGAUUGGGUGGCUAAGGAUUCGACAGGAUUGUCAGGAGUGGAGAAAGGUCUACUUGAAGGUGUAAAAGUGGGAGAUAAAGGUUUCAAGGUCACACAUCUCCAAUAUGCAGAUGACACAUUGGUGUUCGGCACUGCUACUGAUCAAAAUGUAUGGGCUAUGAAGAGCAUUUUGAGGACAUUCAAGUUGGUAUUGGGGCUAAAGAUAAAUUUUAACAAAAGUCAGCUCAUUGGCAUCGGAGAAAAGGAAGAGGUGGUUAGACAAAAUGGCAUGGGUAAAGAUAAUACAGUUUCACAGAUGGGAUGGUGGCUCAAUGGCAUCUGGAUAUGGAAAUUGCAGUGGAGGAGAAGGUUAUAUAGCUGGGAAGUCCAAGAAGAAUCAGAGAUCUUGAAGGAAAUUCAGGAAACAAUAAUCACAAGAGGAAAAACUGAUGUAUGGGAGUGGAUACAUAGCAACAAUGGGGUAUACACAACAAGGUCUGCUUACAAGGCUCUCACAAUGGAGCUCGAGCGGGAACAACUAGGAGUGACCCUUCAAAAAGUAUGGAACGCAAUGGUGCCAAAUAAGGUUUCAGCAUUUUCAUGGCAACUUCUACAGGAUAAAAUCCCUACAAAGGCAAAUCUUCUCAAAAGAGGUGGUGGGGGAAUUAGAACAGCGCUGGACAAAGAAAGGUGUAAGGUAUUUCAACAGCAUCCUUUGGCUCUCAAAGUGGCAGGAAUAAAAGAGGGCUGGAGGUGCAUAUGGUUUGUAGUUGUGUGGACAGUUUGGUUUGCAAGAAAUGACAACAUACUUAAAGGAAAAGAAGUUGACAAAUGCAGGCUGCUUGAACUGGUUCAACUAAGGUCCUUCAACUGGAUGAAAUGCAGAAAGAAAAUCUAUCUUUUUUCAUUAUCUAAUUGGAUCCAGGACCCGGUAUCUUGCUUAAGAGGUGUUGCAGCAAGAAAAAGGCAAAACAGGGUGACAAUACCAGGGUAAGCAACUGCUUUCAUAGGAAGGGGCACUCGAUUAUUUCUAAGGCUAUAUGUAUUUUAGGGGAAUUAGUUGCUGAAUAAGCACAUAUAUCCCUG